GCUGCUGCCCCCUCCCGGGGCGCCGCGAUGCGCGGCCCCUUUAAGGCGGCGCGGGGCGCACUGUCCCUUUAAAAGGCGGCGGGCGGGAGGCGGUGGCGGCCGGGGCUAUCGCCUGCCCGCCGGGUUUUCCCCCCCUUCCUGCCGGCUCGGCGUUCGCAGCCGCCCGUUAAAAAGAGGAGGCAAGAUGGCCGAGCUGGGCAGCAAGGGGGUCACCGCCGGGAAGAUCGCUAGUAAUGUCCAGAAGAAGCUGACCCGGGCGCAGGAGAAGGUCCUUCAGAAGCUUGGGAAAGCAGAUGAAACAAAAGAUGAGCAGUUUGAGCAGUGCGUGCAGAACUUCAACAAACAGCUGUCUGAAGGCACAAGGCUACAGAAGGACCUCCGAACUUACUUGGCUUCUGUAAAAGCCAUGCAUGAGGCCUCCAAGAAGCUGACGGAGUGUUUGCAGGAAGUUUAUGAGCCGGAUUGGCCUGGGAGAGAUGACACAAAUAAAAUAGCAGAGAACAAUGAUCUCCUCUGGACGGAUUUCCAUCAGAAGCUGGUGGAUCAGGCACUUCUGACCAUGGAUACAUACCUUGGCCAAUUUCCAGAUAUUAAAUCUCGUAUAGCGAAGCGAGGAAGGAAGCUUGUGGAUUAUGACAGCGCCAGGCACCACUUUGAAGCCCUGCAGACUGCAAAGAAGAAGGAUGAAACCAAAAUUGCAAAGCCUGUUUCGCUGCUUGAGAAAGCUGCGCCUCAGUGGUGUCAAGGGAAGCUACAAGCUCACCUCGUUGCGCAAACUAAUCUGCUCCGAAAUCAGGCUGAAGAAGAGUUAGUAAAGGCUCAGAAGGUGUUUGAAGAGAUGAACGUUGAUCUGCAGGAGGAGCUGCCUUCACUAUGGAAUAGUCGUGUUGGUUUCUACGUCAACACAUUCCAGAGUAUAGCAGGCCUAGAAGAGAACUUCCAUAAAGAAAUGAGCAAGUUGAACCAAAGCCUUCAUGAUGUCCUGCUGGGUCUUGACAAGCAGUACUCAGGCAAUGCCUUCCCCGUUAAAGCACAGCCCAGUGACAGCACCCCAGCGAAAGCAAAUAAAAGCCCCUCGCCUCCACCAGAUGGAUCUCCCAUCACCAGCCCUGAGACCAAGACUGUCAACCAUGAGCUGGAACCGUCCACUUUGGAAGCACCUGGGGCAAGCAUCCCAAAGUCACCAUCUCAGUUGAGGAAAGGGCCUCCGGUGCCUCCGCCUCCAAAAGUCACCCCCUCCAAGGAGAUCAAGCAGGAGAACAUCAUCAGUCUGUUUGAUGACAAUUUUGUCCCUGAGAUAAGUGUGACAACCCCUUCGCAGUUUGAUGCCCCUGGGCCCUUCCAGGAGGGAGCCAGCCUGUUGGAUCUGGAUUUUGAUCCCAUUAAACCAGAUGCCACUGUGGGGAAGACCCCCACACCCGCUUCCCAGUCUUUACCUUGGGAUUUAUGGGAGCCUGCAGAAGCAGCCCAUGCAGGAGCUGAAGCAGCUGGAUCAGAAGCAGCAGCUGGAGCUGAAGCAUCUAAAACCGAAGCCGAUUCAGGAUCGAGCUCUCUGCCUGCUGUCGUUGUGGAAACUUUCCCUGCUACCAUCAAUGGCACUGUGGAAGGAGGUGCUUCAUCUGAAAGAGCUGACAUGCCCCCAGGAUUUCUGUUCAAGGUCCAGGCCAUGCAUGACUACACGGCCACUGACAGCGACGAACUGCAGCUGAAGGCCGGGGAUGUGGUGCUGGUGAUUCCGUUUGAGAACCCUGAGGAGCAGGAUGAAGGAUGGCUGAUGGGUGUGAAGGAGUCUGACUGGAUCCAGCAUAAGGAACUUGACCAAUGCCGAGGGGUUUUCCCUGAGAAUUUCACGGAGCGGGUGCAGUGAAAGCCCAAGCCCACCAGCUGCAUUUCUGCUGCAAGAGAGCAAGUUUUCUGGUAGAUAAUUGAAAAAGAACAGCAAAAUGAAAAGAAGAGAGAAUUUUAAAGGCACAGAAGCCUGAAAAAAAGUCAACUUGAAGGAUGUGUUCUUCUCAAAGGGCAAGAUUUCAGAAGUAAAUUGAAAUUCAAAGUGUUAUCAAAAUAUAUAAGUAUUAAUAAUAAUAAGGCAAGUCAAAUACCCUUUUUCCCCUUUGGUUUUAAUAGCGUUUGGAUUUGGAGGACUGAUGCAGAAGUAACUCGGUGUGGUUCUCUAAAUACUGCAUUCACUGCAUUGGUGAGAUGCCAGUCUGAUCCCUGGAAAGGCAGUAAUUGUCUAAUGGCUUGAGAGUAGAAGCUGCAUUUGCUCUUGGGUGGGUUCAUCUGUUUUGUCUUGAAGGUGGCUUGCAUGGCAACCAUAAAAGAUCAGCCUUCCCUACAUGUUCAACCUACAGUAGGCCAAACUUUCUGUUAUGCUGUUGAAAAAAAUAUUUAGUGUAUAGUGUUCACCAAUACUUAUGUGUGUGUGCGUGUGUGUAUUUUAUUUUCUUCCUUUAAAACGAUGUUACACAAACUGUGAUUUUGUACAUGUAAAGAUAGAAGAAACUACAUGGAAAGGGCAUAGAGAAGAUGGAAUGUGUGAAGCUGUGCUCAGUCCAAAGUUCUUUCAAAUGCAGACACUUAAAUUCUCGCAGUAAUAUUGACCUGUGAAAUGCUAAGGGGGACGGACAAAUUCAAGAGGAGAAACAAGACAAAAUAAGCAGAUGCCAUUUAGGUUGCUCUGAAAUUCAGGCGAGGGAAUCCUCGCCCCCCCCAACGCCAUAGGCGGUUUCAGCGAAGCUUAGAUUCAUGUAGAUGGAAGAUAGCUCUAAAAUCUGGGUGGUUAGAAAAUUUGCUUUUAAAGAAAGAGAUAAAGGAAGAAAGAUUUUUUUUCUGAAAGAAUAUCUAAGAAAAGACACUGAGAAAAAAAAUACUUUCUUUGUUUUUAAUUGGCAUUGUUAUUUGUGGAAUUGUAGUUCUUAUUUUCUUUUGAAGAGUUCUGUAAUUGAAAUAUUGUUAGAUCAGCUUUCUCCAGUGCUGUGCUGGCGAUCGAGUUAAUCUCUAUGAAAACUAUACUCAUUUAAAGUGGCUGCAUGACUUCAUGGUCUUUUAAUGCAUUAGAAAGGAAGGCAAGAACAUCAGAGUGUCAGUGUCAAGAAGAUAUUCUGCAGUCUAAUACUGAUGCCAAGACCUUUCCUAUACCUUUCCUUUGCUCCUGUUUGUUUUUGAGUUUUGUUUUUUAGUUUAAACAAGCAGAUGACAAGGCUGUUUCAAAGUGCAUAUUACACUUGUUAAAAUAAGCCGGUCUGACCCUCCAAGACUCUAAAGUCCCACAAAGGUACUUUAAACUUUACUUGAAUACUGAUGCAGCUGGCAAGCAGAUCGGGCUGUUACUUUUUUUUUUUUAUGGCUUCCCCCCCUCCCACCUUUAUGAUCCUUUUGCCUUGAAGGGAUUUUAACAGCGAGGUUACCUCCUGCUGUAAAAGGACAGGAUCACUCUGAAAUAAUGUUCCUACCUGUUAGGAGCUGGCUUUUGUCAAAGAAUGCUGACAUGCACUACUGAAAACCCCACUUUUCCCAAUCUUUUUGGGUUAUUUGUAGGACAACAGAAAAAAACAUGGUAGGACAAAAAUGGAUUUUUUAUUUUUUUUUUAAAUUUUAGUUCAGAGGGGCAGAUCACAUUUUGAUUAGAAAGUAUAUUUUUAUAAAUGCAAUGAAUUGCUGGAGUUCCUUCUGCUUUCAGCUUGGGAGAUGAUCUGUGCUAGUUAAUUACAGCAAUGUAACAGGCAUCAAAAUCUGUCCUAUAUACCCCAAAUCCCUUCUCCUUCUUUUCUUCUUAAUUCUCUCUCUCUUCCCACCCCCCACCCCCCUCCAAUAAACAUGCGGGAAUUUGUUUUACAUCACUGUUACAAACCCCCAUAGUAUUUAGGAGUAACUGCUCACAACACAGAAGGACUGGACUCCACAAAUUAUAGUAUGGUGAGCUGUUGCUUUAGAAUACUGCCCUGUUUGAUCUUUUUUGUUUUCCUUUUUUCACUGGGGUUGUCUUUGUUAUUACUCUUUUUCCAAAAUAUCUAUUUUUAUGCAUUUGUGACUCCCAUUACUCCUUUAAAGAAUAUUCAUAGAAAAAAAUAUACAUUUAAAUAUACAUAGAAAUAUAUAUAUAGAAAAGCGGGUUGAUCCAAUUAACAUAAUGCUGUCAGCUUAAAAUGUUUAUUUUUAUGCAAAACCUGUGGAUUAUUGUUUUUUUUUAAAAAAAACCACAAGAUUCUAAGUACCAGAGCUGUGAUUUUUGUCUUGCAAGUAACUGUUCUAGACCAUUUAGAAAGCUGUGCUGAUACCUAAUUUAUUGUGGGUUUUUUUGCUGUUGUUGUUGUUGUCUUCUGCUGUGUUUGAACCAGAUGACUGUCCCAACAAAGAUCCUCAUAAGGCCUUUUCAUUUUAUUGAGCUUGCAAAGCAACUAUCCAGUACUGUAUUGUCCCUGCAGAAGUGGUAACACGCUGCAAAUAAGGGAUGUUGUUUUCAGGUCACAUGAGUGAUGCUCAAAUAUUGCUAGUGGGGAGGAUGUUGUGUCUUUCUCCAUUUGCUUACCCCCAACCCAAAAAUCCCAGCCCCCAAACCCCCUUGCUUAGAGGAGGUAGAGUGGGUUACCCAGAUCUUGCAUUGCUUGCAAAUAAGUAGUGUCAGCACAUCUCGGUCAGAUCCUGAGCACGCAGGAUCAGACCCACAGUUUAUAAAUUGCCUUAUAGGAGAGUAGGAUGGCAUAGCAGGAAGCUUGCAGAUAGCAAUGUUUUUUGGAGCCAGGAGUUCUCUUAUCUCUUGGGUCAUGUUCAGCGCAUUGUAAACAGCCACAACUCCUCCCAUUUUCAGUAUUUUUACAUCUGCUAAAUACCUUGAUUCUGGUUGGUAUUACCUGGUGGAAUGAACUUUCCAUUUUCUUUGGCUUAGGACUGAUUCAAAUAGAAAGAGGGACAGUAAACUCCCAAGUAGGCUGUGCCCACAGUGGUUUUUCAGUUUGCGGGCGGAACUGGAAAAUCCUGGGAAAAAAGUCAUAAGGGUGACCUGAGACAAUUUUUCCCCCCCCUUCAUUUACUCAGUGAAAUAAGAAAAGGAAAAAUCAAAACAUAAACAAACAAAAAUAUCCUUUCAAACUAAACUGAACUACACUUGUAUGGUUGUGUUUCACUUUUUGAAAAACUUUAUGACUUGGGCUAUAACAAGUUGCUUUGAAGCAAAAAUGUGAAGCCUUCUGUUUUGAAAAUGCUGAAAGAAAAUCUUUUAAUGUUAAUGGUCUUUUUGCCUUUGCCUUUUUUUUUCUUAAUCUGAUGACUGGUUUCAGUUAACCCUAAACUGCAUUUUUGUUGGUGAAUACAUCAUCCACUGAAGAGAACCCAAAGAAGCCUAUUGCCCAGUUCUGCCCCACUGAUAGGUACACUGGACACAUUGCAGGGAUUACCUGGUAUCUGGUCCAGCAAAGCUGCUGUUUCCUCAUCUAAUAACUUCCACUUGUUUUACUGGGUGAACAAUAAAAGCAUUUCUCAUCCCGUGCUAUUGACUGGUUUUGUAGCCUGGCUUAGAAAGACAUUCUUGCUCUAUCAGUCUUAGUUUGGUCACAGAUUUAUUAUUAUAGAUUUAUGAUGCUACUCCAGUUUGAGCCUAAUCCCAGUGUUCAGUGGGAAUUAACAUUUGCCCAAUUGAUGAGAAAGAAAUAAGGUAUUACUUUUUCUCCUUUUUUCUGUCUUAGCAAUGUCAGGAAUAUUAGAUAGAAUUAGGAAAAGGUCCCAGGGUAAAGAUGAAUGCGUUGUUCCAGGCGAGAGUCCUGCAUACUCUGUGCUGCGUUCCAUGGGAAUUCCUCAACUGUCUGUGUUUACCACCUUUGUGUUUCUGGGCUGCGAAGGUUGUGCAGGCUUCGUCCCAGCUGCUCACAGCUAGUCCUGCUUUGUGAUCCGUUUGCCACGAACCUUGUUCACAGUUGCAGAACCCUUUUCUGUCCCACUAUCUAAAGCCCAUGGCCCAGGCACACACACACACACACCCAAGUCAAGGGGGUCUCUCAUGACCCGGAGCAGAUGCGAGGACUCUAUAUUCUGCCUGGAAUUGGGAUGUCAGCUCAGUUAAAUUUUGCAACGACCUCUUGAAGGGAAAAGGCCCAAGGCUAAGGAGGUGCUGGGGGAGGAUGGAGGGAUUAUAUGUUUUCUUUUUCAUUUGGGGUUGAUGCGCUGGCUGCCUCAGUUACAGGGAGGUCCAGAACCUCUUUAUUUAGGGCUGAGAACAAAAUGUGAGUGGUCUAGAUGUGAAUGGUCAAUAUGGUAACAGGUGUGUGUCUCCUGCAAAGGAUGCUGAGCUCAGAGUUUCCCCUUUCCUCCUCUGCGCCAGACAGAGAGUGGCUCUCUGCCACUAUUACAUGUUUUGGAUGCUGUGCAGUCCAUACUGCAAAACAGCGAAUGUGUCUUUUGCUGGAGGAUGCAGGGAUGUCUCUCUCAGCCCUUUCUAGGAGGAGCUACUGAUCUUUCACAGACAAGGCCUGUGUGUUUCUAACACAGUAGCCUCUGAUCUCAGUAGCCUCUGUGUCUUUCAGCAUCUGACCUCGCUCUCCAGGUCCUUGUGUUUGCAGCCUCUCCCAUGCUCUUUGAGGAUGACAGUAGCAUAGAGCACUUCCCUGUGUGCCUAAAGUGCAAAGCUAGAAGAUGCACAAAUAUGUCCAUCAGCAAAUGCUACGCAGUGCAGCUUGACAAUGCUGAUAACCAGAAGAACAAGCAACAGCUUUUCUUCUCUGGGCUGCCAAAGGGGAGCUCUUCCUUGUCACACCUGGCGCUGGUCCAGACACCUCUCUGCUUGCAUGCUUUGGCUUAGACACUUCGGAGUAGCAAACUCCUGUCAGAAAGGGGUCCUGUGUGGUGCCCAGAGCUGGACUGUGCCACCAGCCCUUGCAAAGCUUGGGGUCUGUAGCUGGUGCAUGGGGGCUGAGAAUUAGAAGACUGUUUCAGGAAUUUUGUUUAUGAAACUAAAUGGAGAAGCUACAGCUGCGAAGACUGGUCUAUAUGAACUUGUACUUUGAUGUGUCUUAUGGCUGUAAUUCCUUCACCUGUUUUUACAGUGUAUUCUGCUAAUCCUGUCCCUAGUCUGCAUUUCAUGUAGAUGGUCCCUGCUUGAACUUGCCAGAUGCAGUCCUGGGCUUAUUGCUUCUCUGUAACUGAAUCAAAUGGCAACGACUUUGGCAAUGUAUUGGCAAUCUCUUUUCCUUCUGUUAAUUCAGUCUCUGAGUUUUACCACAAUGACCUGAGAAAUGUUUGGGUUUUUUAAUUAUUUUAAUUUUUGUUUUGUUUAAACAAAGCUAAACAAUCCCCAUUGUAUUCAGAGCUGUGACACCCAGUUCCAGUGACAAGUACUAGAUGGAUUUGUCCCGUUUUGUUUCUUGGCAAUGUUCAGAAAUAUAAUUUGUGUCAUCCUAA
Molecule: messenger RNA, 7389 nt
Organism: Falco peregrinus (peregrine falcon)
Lineage: Eukaryota; Metazoa; Chordata; Aves; Falconiformes; Falconidae
Gene: BIN1
Product: bridging integrator 1
Exons: 18
Coding region: 185-1867 (560 amino acids)
Biological process (GO): regulation of endocytosis
Cellular component (GO): synaptic vesicle; cytoplasm; plasma membrane
Molecular function (GO): phospholipid binding; tau protein binding
Source: RefSeq, a predicted model, not a curated record